GGUGACUCCUUCACCAAUCUCGCCUAUUUAUCACUGUGCUAGCUGUAAGCUGUAAAUGUCACUAUACAGGGUUCUGGGGUCUCAGAGCGCCUGUCUAGAUGGUGUUUUCCGCCCGCAGUCUCAACCCUCAACCCUGUAGCUCCAUGGCUUCAUGCUGGACCGUGCUGGAACAAUUGUCAAUCAUCAAUCGUCAAUCAUCAACAUAACUACAUCAUCGCUCUCUCAUCCCCGAUUAAUCUACUUCAUAUCCAAAACAGUAAUAAAUAAAACGACGAAAUCUAUACGAAAUCUAUUCUUCAUGCCUAAAAAGAGGUUUACACCACACUAUUCAAAACCUGCGAGUACAGUUCAUCCAUCGCUCAAUUCGAAUGCAUCUGCGUCGACAUCGGCAUCGCAAAACAACAAUGUUUCGUCCGUAAACGAUUUAAUAAACUCCGCCCGGAGACUAAAUAUCUCUCCCACCGAACACCUCCGCGCCGCUUCUUCCCUCAGUCCGUCCCCUCACACCCUUCCUCCACAAAUUCGUCAUCUCCUCUCCCAGCCCGAAACCCCCUCUCCCGCUCCUCGCAGACCACUCCACAGCCGACGUUUUGAUGCCAAUGGUCGUCGCAUACCAGCUGGUCCUGCGCCACCCAGAAGUUGGCUAGAAGGAAGUAUACACGCACCUCCUGAUGUGCGAAGGCGAUUCCGUCUGGGUGAGGAAGGAAGGUUAUUUCCAAGAGGAGUGGGCUAUUUUCCUGGUCUAGGCAAUGAUACAAAUGGAAAUGGGCCUAAUGCGGGAAGGAGUUUGUUAGAAUCCUGUUUGAGGAGAUUGGCGAGUGAUUGGCAGAACAUGAGUGUUUAUGAGUCGAACAAUCUGGCAUUGUUGCCGGUGGGAUUGAGGAUGGGGCUUCUAAGUUAUAUCGCGGUAUUUGGGCCGGAAGAAGGGAUUGGGUUUCAAGGCUUGAAGAACAUACUUGCUUUGCCAAUACAGGACAACAGUGUAGUAGAAGGACUGAUCAAAGAAGAGGCAGAGGAUUGGGAGGAAGAAGCCGAUGAAAGAUCUCCCGGAGGAUACAAUGAUUAUUUCUUUCGACUAGACCUUGGUGGCUCAAUAGGAAGAUCGGUUAGCUUGAAACAGCUCUCAAUCCUUCUUACAAAUACUUCUAUUAUUAAGGAAGAAAAAAUACCUCGAUCGUUGCCCAUAUUCCUUCCACAUCUCACCCACCUAUCGCUCUCUCAUCCUCCACCCUCGAUCUCCUGGUCUCGUCUCCUAGCUCUCACGCCUCAUCUCAAGACCGUCACGCAUUUAUCACUGGCUUACUGGCCCCCUCCCACAUUCACAACAAACUUUCAAAGAAGCCAAUCUCGAUAUGUCGCUAGUGAUUUGGACAGCCAGACUAUGGAUCAAGAAUUUUCAGAGUCGCCGUUGGUUUUGAAGAAAUUAGCGAGUGGUGUCUAUGGUCUUGAAUACUUGGAUCUGGAAGGAUGUAUAGAUUGGACGUUGGCGUUAAAGGAUUUAAAUGGUGUAGAUUGGGGUCAUCAGUGGAUAAGACUGAAGACUUUGAUUUUGAAGAGCGGAAUGAUGGGAGAUGAUCCGGACUCUGAUAUGGCAGACUUUGAACGGUUUUCCGGAAAUGAGAAAAGUGUUUUUGAAAAGGCGAUACUGGAGGGGCUGCACACGGAAGAUCACAUAUAUGGAAUGAGGAGAGGAAAAGGACUACCGUGGAUGGAUGUCAUUGUUGAUCAGAACCCUAACGGCAUGAAAAUGCGGAUUCCUAGGGAGUCUUCUGAAACGAUCGUUGGAGGUGCCGGUGGUAGGAAUUGGAAUACCGAAUUGGCAAUGGCUAUUGCAAACAGUACUUGGGAGUCUUAGGAAACACUGGGGGUCGGAUGGCGUCUAAAGUAUUGGCGUUUCACUUGUAUAGACAGGAUGCAUGGUCAUGUAGGCUCUGGUACUCAUAACGGUAGAUUUUUAUACACACAUACAUAUGUAUUUAUAGUACGGCGAGUAUAUAUACAAGCCAAUGAAUAUUAUUUAUUACACA
Messenger RNA from Botrytis cinerea B05.10, 2027 nucleotides. RefSeq lists its product as hypothetical. Bases 152 to 1855 code for a protein of 567 amino acids. The transcript has 2 exons. NCBI's taxonomy places the organism in Eukaryota, Fungi, Ascomycota, Leotiomycetes, Helotiales, Sclerotiniaceae. The record is from RefSeq and is a predicted model, not a curated record.